AUGAAAGCUCCUUGGCAUUUCGCAUCGCCAUCUUUCUCUCGCGAUCUCCGUUUCCUGCAGGAGUAUUCUGUGAUCAUGGCGAUUCGACCACUGCCCAGCAGUCUCACUGGAGACGACGUCGUCUGCUACUCCCCGAAGUUGCUCGCCAUCGAAGGUGUCUGGCAAAAUGUCGACCCCCUCGACUACGACCUGCCGCUUUUCAUGAUCCAAAUCAUUAUCAUCGUCGUCGCCAGCCGCGCUCUCGACUUCCUCCUCCGGCCCCUCCGCCAGCCACGCGCCUUCGCUGAGAUCAUCGCCGGCAUUAUUUUGGGACCGACGUUGCUCGGCCAGGAGCAUGGCUUCGCCCGCACCAUCUUUCCGCCGCAGAGCAUCUUGACGCUCGAGACGGCGGCUCAUAUCGGCCUCACGUACUUCAUCUUCCUCGUCGGCGUCGAGAUGGACGUCGCGUUGCUACGGCGCGCGGGGCAGAAGUCCAUGGCGAUCGGAGUGGUCGGCGUGGUUCUGCCCUUCGGCGUCGGCUCCGCCACCGCCUUCGCGCUGCGGAGCCUCGUCUCCGAGGCCAUGGACAGCGUGCCGUUCUCCCUCUUCUUUGGCGUCGCCAACUCUGUCACCGCCUUCCCCGUCCUCGCUCACAUCCUCGCCAAGACCAAGCUCCUCAACUCCGAGAUCGGUCGCAUCUGCGUCUCCGCCUCCUUCAUCAGCAACGGCAUCAUGUGGUUCAUAUUCAUCAUCACGAUUAGCGUCGCGGAGCCGGAAGCCGAUCCGCUGUCGUCUCUCUGGAUCACUCUCUCCUACGUUGCCUUCCUCAUCUUCUGCUUCGUCUGCCUCCGGCCAAUCGUGCUCUGGCAGCUGCAGAGGAUCCCCGAAGGCCAACCGGCGAGCGACUUCGACGUCUGCCUCCUCCUCAGCAUUAUGAUGCUCGCCGGAGUAUUGACGGAGGCCAUCGGGUUUUACUCUGUUUCCGGCGCCGUCUUCUUCGGCCUCAUGGUUCCCGACGGCCCCAUUCGAGUGGCCCUGAGAGACAAGAUGCAAGACAUCGUCGCCGGCAUUAUGCUGCCGCUCUACUGCGUCACCAGCGGGCUCAAGACCGAUUUGAGAACGAUCAAUGAAGACUGGAAAUUGGCCGGCGUUCUCGUUCUAAUCUCUGUUCUCGCCGCCUUCGCUAAAGUCGUCUCCACCUUCAUCAUCGCCGUCAUGUACACCAUGCCGCUGAGCGACGCCCUCACGCUCGGCUUCCUAAUGAACACCAGAGGCAUCAUCGCGUUGCUCAUCCUGAACAUCGGACGCCGCAAGGGAGUGAUCAGCGAGGAAUCAUUCGCGCUGAUGAUAAUGAUUUCUCUGUUCAUGACGGCGGUGGCCACACCGGUGAUAACGUACUUGCAAAGGCCGUUUAGGCGCAUCGUCGGGUACAAGCGGCGCAAUUUGCAACGAUCAAAGCCGGACACGGAGCUCCGUGUGCUGGUGUGCGUCCACAACACCCGCAACGUGCCGGCCAUCAUCACGCUGCUCGAAAUCUCUUGCCCCACCAAGAGAUCGCCCAUUUUCAUCUACGCCGCCCACCUCGUUGAGCUCGCCGGCCGCACCUCCACCUUGCUGAUCGGCCACAGCUCAGAGGGCGAUAGGAGAAGGCCGAUAGGGAUCUCCGAUCCGCAGGGGCAGGCCGACCACGUCUUCCACGCCUUCGACAACUACGAGAAGCAGGCCGGCGGUGUGUCGGUGCAGACGCUGAGCAUCAUCUCACCGUACUCGAGCAUGCACGAGGACAUCUGCAACCUGGCGGAGGACAAGCACGUGACCGUCAUCAUCCUUCCCUUCCACAAGCAGCAGACCGUCGACGGCGGGCUGGAGCCCAUCAACGCCUCCCUCAAGAUGAUGAACGAGAACAUCCUCGCCGCCUCGCCCUGCUCCGUUUGCAUCCUAAUCGACCGUGGGCUGAGCAGCAGGAGCCGCCUGUCCCGCGACGAACGCUUCUCCCACCACAUUGCACUGCUCUUCUUCGGCGGUGCAGACGACAGGGAGGCGCUCUCCUACUGCCGGCGUGUGAUCGAGAACCCCACCGUCGGCCUCACUGUCGUGAGGUUCGUGCCGGAGGGGAAACUGGACGACGAGUACUUGAACGAGUUCCGGGUGCGGUACGCCGGGAACGAGUCGGUGGUGUACGCUGAGCACGUGACGAGCAACGCAGUGGAGACGGUCUCGGUAAUCAGGGAGAUGGGGGACACGCACGACCUGUACGUGGUUGGGCGGAGCCAGUCGGAGGAGGCGGCGACGCUCACUUCGGGGCUGACGGAGUGGGCAGAGUGCCCGGAGCUAGGGCCUAUCGGGGAUUUGUUGGCGUCGUCAGACUUCGCCAUGUCAGUGUCCGUGCUGGUGGUGAAUCAAUACGUGGCAAGGCCGCCGCCUGCCGGAGGACAUGCGGCGGGGGAUGACGGGGGGCAUCGGACGCCGUUGCAACGGUUGAUGAGCCAUGUCAAUCCGAGGUCAUUGGCGACGGCCGCCGAUGCAGGGAUGCCGCAGGCUGCCGCCAGAAUUUAA
Zingiber officinale is the source of this 2535-nucleotide messenger RNA. RefSeq names its product cation/H(+) antiporter 15-like. NCBI's taxonomy places the organism in Eukaryota, Viridiplantae, Streptophyta, Magnoliopsida, Zingiberales, Zingiberaceae. The transcript is spliced from 3 exons. Bases 1 to 2535 code for a protein of 844 amino acids. Gene Ontology annotation, cellular component: membrane; endomembrane system. Gene Ontology annotation, molecular function: antiporter activity. Gene Ontology annotation, biological process: regulation of pH; proton transmembrane transport. The record is from RefSeq and is a predicted model, not a curated record.